Molecule: messenger RNA, 708 nt
Organism: Linderina pennispora
Lineage: Eukaryota; Fungi; Kickxellomycota; Kickxellomycetes; Kickxellales; Kickxellaceae
Exons: 1
Coding region: 1-708 (235 amino acids)
Biological process (GO): mRNA splicing, via spliceosome
Cellular component (GO): precatalytic spliceosome; nucleus
Molecular function (GO): RNA binding; zinc ion binding
Source: RefSeq, a predicted model, not a curated record
AUGUCGCAAAAGCGCAAGGCACCCUGGGACCGCAACACCAAGUACUGGUGCCGGUACUGCAGCAUAUUUGUCCACGACAACAGCUCGAGCCGCCGCAUCCACGAAUCGGGCGUCAAGCACAAAGAGAACGUGCAGCGGUACCUGCGCAACAUUGACGAGACCGCCGAGACCGCUGCCAAAGCCGAAUCUGCCCUGCAGAGGCAGCUUGACAAGAUCGAGCAGGCCGCCAGCGAUGCAUACAGCAAGGACGUUGGGUCCACCACAGCCAGCCAGCCAGCCGCAAAGCUGCCACCAGCCCCACCCGAGCCGGUGGAGGAAGCAGAACCGACAGAGAAGCAGAAGGAACCCGCAGUGGACAGUCGGCCGGCCGAUAUUGGGCUGGUCGGCGGUUGGGAAGUCGUCGGGGAAGAAGAGGACGAAUCUGCUGGUGGGACCAGGUCAUCCCACACUGCAGCUGAUGGGGGAGCUGCCACACCCGCUGCCGAUGAACCCGCAUCCCAAAAACCCUUGAACCAGCUGCGCGGCUCCGAAUGGCUGGACGACGAGGAUGUCGGCAAUCCCGAGGCAUUCGAGGUCGCCGAGAAGACGUUGCUCCUGCGCGGCAGUGACAGUAAUGGCGCGCAUGCAGCUGAUAAUGAUGCAGCUGCGGGUGCUUCCGGGCUGUUCAAGAAGCGCAGGGUUGGGAGCAGGAAUGCCCGCAAGAAGUAG